AUGUCAAAAGUAAAAAAAAGGGUUUUAUAUUUGCGAAAAAUAGCAAAAAUUUCAAAACAGCGAAAGUUUUUUGAAAAUAAAGAUAAUAAUGAAGAAUAUAAUUCUUCUGAUAAUGAAGAUUUAGAUAUGGGAUUCGAAUGGAAAGAUGGAUAUUUUGAUAAAAAAGAAAGUUUAUUUCAAACUCUAGUUGAUAAUAUGAAAAUUUUUAUACCAUCUAAGCGACCACUUACAUAUCAUGGAAAUUCUGUCAGAACUAAAAGAAGAAAGAAGAAAUUUAUACAUGAAGCUAUCAAGGCUAAUGAAAAAAUUGAUGAUGAAAAGAAAAAUAAUAAUAAAAGAGAUGAAAUAAAUGAUAGUAAAAGAGAAGAAGGAAAUUAUGAUGAAGGAAAAGAAAGGAAUGAUGAUGAAGAAGCAAGGAAUGAUAAUGAAGGAAAAGAAGAAAAUGAUGAUGAAAGAAUAUCAAAAUCUAAUGCCAACAUUUGA
Funneliformis geosporum is the source of this 483-nucleotide messenger RNA. The record is from the annotation of a GenBank genome assembly. Lineage: Eukaryota; Fungi; Glomeromycota; Glomeromycetes; Glomerales; Glomeraceae.